AUGUCCCAACCAGCCGCCAGCGACUCUGGCCCUGUCACCAAUGGCUCCCGGCCAGCGCUAAGAUAUGCAGACAUCGGCAUCAACCUCUCCGACCCCAUCUUCCGCGGCGUAUACCACGGCAAACGAGCACAUGAAGAUGACCUACCACACAUAAUUGAGCGCGCACGCAAAGCAGGCGUAAGGAAGAUGAUGAUCACAGGCUCUGAUCUGAAAGAAAGCGCAGGCGCAGUCGCAUUGGCGAAAGAAUACCCCGGGCUCUGCUACGCUACUGUGGGAGUCCAUCCGUGCUCCUCGACGUCUUUUGGGAAACAUCCUGCUGGUCCGGAAGCACUGCUUGCGGAGGUGAAGACCUUGGCGCAAGAGUCGAGGGAUGAAGGGUCUGCUGUGGCUUUUGGCGAGAUCGGACUGGACUACGAUCGUCUGCAGUUAGCGGAUAAGGAGACGCAGUUGAUAUACUUCGCCAAACAGCUGGAUGUGGCUUGCGAGCUUGAUAUGCCGCUUUUCCUGCACUCCAGAGCGGCUGCGGAUGACUUCGAGAGGUUACUGAAGGAGCGGCUGGAUCGAUUGCCGAAACGAGGAGUUGUGCAUUCUUUCACUGGAACGAUGGAGGAGAUGCGGAGGAUUGUGGACCUGGGCUUCGAUGUGGGAAUCAAUGGGUGCAGUAUGAAGACGGAGGAGAAUCUUGCCGUCGUCAAGGAGAUCCCGCUUGAACGAUUACAGAUCGAAACGGACGGGCCUUGGUGCGAGAUGCGGCCGAGCCACGCAAGCUCGCAGUUCACGAAAGAUGCUCCGCCUUUGCCGAAAGCCUUGAAGAAGGAGAAGUGGAGCGCGGAGUGCAUGGUCAAGGGGAGAAAUGAACCCUGUGCUAUCACUCAUGUUGCUCAUGCUAUUGCUGCUAUCAAAGGUGUGCGGGUGGAGGAUGUGUGCGAGGCCGCAUGGCGGAACUCAAUACGUAUGUUCGGUCUUGGGAAGUCGCUUCGAUAG
Neohortaea acidophila is the source of this 984-nucleotide messenger RNA. RefSeq lists its product as uncharacterized. NCBI's taxonomy places the organism in Eukaryota, Fungi, Ascomycota, Dothideomycetes, Mycosphaerellales, Teratosphaeriaceae. Gene Ontology annotation, cellular component: cytosol. Gene Ontology annotation, molecular function: 3'-5'-DNA exonuclease activity. The record is from RefSeq and is a predicted model, not a curated record. The coding region runs from base 1 to 984 and encodes 327 amino acids. The transcript is spliced from 3 exons.